Messenger RNA from Colletotrichum aenigma, 4641 nucleotides. It is a transcript of the gene lamA, whose product is annotated as putative urea carboxylase. NCBI's taxonomy places the organism in Eukaryota, Fungi, Ascomycota, Sordariomycetes, Glomerellales, Glomerellaceae. Gene Ontology annotation, molecular function: metal ion binding; ATP binding. The transcript has 10 exons. The record is from RefSeq and is a predicted model, not a curated record. The coding region runs from base 1 to 4641 and encodes 1546 amino acids.
AUGGCCAGCUCAUUAAAAGCCAUUAAGAAAGUGUUGGUCGCCAAUCGUGGCGAGAUCGCGGUUCGAUGCAUCAAAGCAUGCAGAGAACUCGGUGUCAAAACGGUGGCUAUUUACACUGAUGCCGAUGCAUCAUCCUUACACACCGUGUCGGCAGAUGAAGCUGUGUUGUUACCGGGCAGUGAUCGCACUGCAUACACCGAUGGAGAUGCGAUCAUAGACAUCGCCCAAACUCACACCGCAGACGCCAUCAUCCCAGGCUAUGGCUUCCUCAGCGAAAACGCAGACUUCGCCGCGGCCGCUGACGCAGCAGGUAUCACCUUCAUCGGUCCUUCGAUAACAUCGAUCAAGGCCAUGGGUCUUAAGCACGAGGCCAGGGAAAUCGCCCACCGGGCCGGCGUACCCACGGUCCCAGGCACGCCUCUCCUAUCUUCAGCAGCCGAGGCCCGCGAGAGUGCGUCACGCCUCGGGUUCCCCAUCAUGCUCAAGGCCACCGGUGGCGGCGGCGGCAUGGGCCUGCAGAUCUGCCAGGAUGAAGCGGAAGUAGAGAAGGCGUUCGAAACGGUCGUCAGCCGAGCGGGCACUUUGUUCAAGAACAGUGGCGUAUUUCUUGAAAAGUAUUACCCGCGAUCUCGGCAUAUUGAGGUGCAGGUCGCUGGCAAUAGCGAAGUGGUCGUGUCAUUUGGCGAAAGGGAAUGUUCCCUCCAACGGCGCCACCAAAAGGUCAUCGAGGAGUGUCCGAGUCCGUUUGUCGAUGCGACGCUGCGCAGGAAGCUCUGCCAGUCGGCCGUAGACUACGCGUCGCAGUUGAACUAUAAGAGUGUCGGCACCGUGGAGUUUCUGGUGGAUGAUGAGACGGCAGAGUACUUCUUCCUGGAGAUGAACACUAGACUGCAAGUCGAACACGGCAUCACGGAGCUGUGUUACGGGGUUGAUCUCGUGCAUUUGAUGCUUCGACAGGCGAACUGCGAGAAGGCAGGGCUUGGCGGCAUCCCAACGGCGGAAUUGAGGUCGCUUGGGCGAGAGCAGCCCCUGGGCAGCGCGAUCGAGGUUCGUGUGUAUGCGGAAGACGCGCUCAACGACUUUGCCCCGCGGCCUGGGCUUUUGCAGAGUGUGUGGUGGCCUGAAAGUGAGGGCGAUGACGGGGUUCGUGUUGAUACGUGGGUCAAGGGCGGUCAGCGCAUCACGCCGUAUUACGAUCCGUUGAUCGGGAAGAUCAUGGUCCACGACGGUCAGGGUAGAGAGCAGGCACGGCAGAAGAUGAUUCGCGCGUUGAAGGAAACAACUCUUCAGGGCACGCAGACGAACCUCCAAUACCUCACCAAGGUCCUCCAGUCGGAGGCAUUCAUUCAGGGGAACACGCUGACCACCUUCUUGAACGACUUCGUCUUCGAAGCGUGCGCAAUUCAAGUCCUGGAACCCGGCAUGAUGACAACCAUCCAAGAUUAUCCUGGAAGAGUGUCUAUCCGGCAUGGCGUUCCGAGGAGCGGACCCAUGGACUUCCUCAGCAGCCAGAUCGCCAACGUAUUGGUCGGGAAUGAGCCAGGGACAGAGUUGUUGGAGGUCACUUUGACAGGCCCGGCGCUGCGCUUCUACGUUGGUGCUGUCGUGGCAGUAUGUGGUGGUUCUGUUUCUGUGACGGUGGACGAUGAGGAGCAGCCCAUGUGGUCUAGAUUCGUCAUUCGUCGUGGCCAGGUCCUAAAGCUCGGCCAACUGGGGGGGAGCGGUUUCAGAGCAUACAUCGCCAUCAAAGGAGGGUUUCCCGGGAUUCCUUCAUUUCUCGGGUCGAAGUCUACGGCGCCAGAACUUGGCUACGGCGGGCUGGAAGGCCGCAAACUGCAGAUGCAUGACGUGUUGGAUCUGGCGGAGCAGUCGACUCAGUGGGCCGCCGAGGCAACAUCAUUUUCACUUCCAAGCGAAGCUGUCCCCAACCUCGAUAUUAAGCAGGUGUGGUGUAUGGAAGGACCGUACGGCAACAACGACAUCCUCACACCUGGUGGGCGAGCUGCAUUGUAUGAGGCUGUCUGGAAAGUGAAUCACAAUAGCGGUCGCAGUGGUGUUCGACUAGCAGGACCGCAACUUGAAUGGGCACGCGCAUCCGGAGGCGGAGGAGGAUCUCAUCCAUCCAACAUCUUUGACUAUGGAUAUCCUGUUGGUGGAGUCAAUUGGACCGGCGACUUUCCAGUCAUCUUCUCAGUCGACAGCCCUGACGCUGGAGGGUUUGCCUGCCCGUUGACCGUCUGCUCGGCGGACUUUUGGAAGCUAGGACAGCUGAAGCCUGGGGACGAGAUCCGGUUCAGACCGACCACUUUCGAGUCUGCCAUUGUCAUGUUGAAGAAGCAAGAUGAGUAUGUUGCUGCUGUGGCUACGUGUGCACAAACGGGUCAAGUCACAGCAUCAAUCCCGGCUUUGUAUCCUGAAGAGGACAGCCAAGCUUCUUCAGGAUCGUCAACACUGAGGGAAAUUCCUGAGACUGACUCUGAUCCUAAGACGAUAUACAGACAAGGAGGCGACUCUUCUAUUAUCGUGGAGUUCGGGACUCAGGUCGCUGACUUGCGCAAUACCAUUUGUGUCAGACUCUUGGCCGAGCAACUUGAAGACCGUCAGUUGGAUGGCGUUAGUUGGACUCCGAGCAUUGCAACUCUAACCGUUCAUUUCAACCCCAAGAAGAUAUCACAAACCGAACUGCUAAGUAUUCUGUCAGAGCUGCCGUGCGGCUUCGGCCAGUCGAGCAACCAGAUGCCAGUGCGAGAAGUACAACUGCCUAUUUGCCUCGACCACUCAGCCAUUGCGGAGGCUGUUCAGCGUUACAUGGACAACAUCAGAAAAGACGCGUCUUACCUGCCAGAUAACGUGGAGUACAUUCGGGAAAAUAACGCGCUUUCUGCUCGGCAAGCCGUUUUCGACGCAUUUCUAGACACACCCUGGCUCACGGUAGCCGUUGGCUUCUACGUCGGCACUCCAUUUCUCUUCCCCCUUGAUCCCAAGUACGUGUACGUGGGACAAAAGUACAAUCCUAGCCGUGUCUUCACUCCAAGCGGAUCAGUCGGUCUGGGCGGCUCUCUUGUCGCCAUCUAUCCCGUCGCUGCACCGGGAGGUUACCAGCUUAUUGGGCGUACCAUCGGCUGCUGGGAUGAGACAGGUAACCGGCCCUGUUUCGAGCCUUCCAAGCCCUGGCUGUUCCGUCACUUUGAUCUGGUCAGGUUUGUGGAGGUUGGGGAGGAAGAGUACGACAAGCUGAAGCACGACUAUGACAUCGGGCAGUACGAGUUCACCAUCAAUAAGACUACGAUUAAUAUGGACCACUUCAUCGCCAAGUUCGACGCUGCGAAUCGGGAUCCAGCUCAAUUGGAGUGGACGAAGCGGCAGGCUGAAGCUAGCAAAAAGCUUUCUCGGCGGGAGACGGAGCUCUUUGACGAGUGGCAUGCGGCUACGACAGCUUCGACCAACGGGGCUGCGGCGGCUGAUGGGGAGCUGGAGGAGCAUUCGGGUUCGGGUUCGAACAUUCUUCGGAUCAAGUCUCCUGUGAGCGCGAGUGUUUGGAAAUUGGAGGUUGGAGUAGGUGAUGUGUUGAAGAGCGGACAGACAGUGGCUGUGUUGGAGGCGAUGAAGAUGGAGAUCAAGGUUAUUUGCGGGAAGGACGAAGAUGGAAUGGUUGUGAAAAGCAUCGUUACCGAUGACAACGCAUCUGAAAUUGGAACAAGCGUUGCGUCAUCAACAGCAAGCGUGACAAGUUCAGUUCUCAGCUAUCGAGAGGAGAAUGGACGCAAGUAUCACGGAUACAAAGACGGCAAAUAUACCGCCCCUAACGAUGAGCAAGAACAAGAUCGACUGGACUUGCAGCAUAACCUGUUCCUCUUGACGUUUGACAACGCGCUAGGACUCGCUCCUCCAAACCAGCCGAACUCAAACGUCCAGCGUGUUCUUGACGUUGGAACUGGCACGGGAAUCUGGGCAAUCGACUUUGGUGAAGAUCAUGAACAAGCUGAGGUCCUCGGUAUCGAUCUUUCCCAUUCGAUGCCCGAGUUCGUGCCACCGAACGUCAGGUUUGAGAUCGACGACCUGGAUGAGGAGUGGACGUACUCGCAGCCGUUCGACUACAUUCAUACCCGUGGUAUGAAUUCGUGUAUUGCGGAUUGGAAGGUCUUUCUCACUAAGGUUUUUGACAAUCUGACACCUGGCGGAUAUUUCGAACUACAGGAACUCGAAGUGUUCCCUCGUUCAGACGACGGUACUCUCACUCCGGAAUGCCAACUUUCACAGUGUACGAAAUAUGUGCACGAAGCAUUCGAAAUAUUUGGACGCUCGUUCCAGGAAAUCCCAGACCUUGUCAGAGUCAUGGAGGACGUCGGCUUCGUCGACGUCAAGAUGAGCUUGUUCAAAUGGCCAUCGAAUACGUGGCCGAAAGACCCUAAGUACAAAGAACUAGGUGAUUGGAACAAUGAAAACAUCAACAAUGGUUUUGUGGCAAUCACCAUGGCGCCGUUUACCAGGGCUCUCGGGUGGACGAAAGAGGAGGUACAUGUCUUCCUGCCUGGCGUCCGCAAUGAUUUGAAUGACAAGUCCAUCCAUGCGUACUGGCCCGUCUAUGUUGUCUACGGAAUGAAGCCGGUUGUGGAUAAUACGGAGACUGCGGAGGCAUAA